Aspergillus affinis is the source of this 2775-nucleotide messenger RNA. RefSeq names its product NAD(P)-dependent alcohol dehydrogenase. Gene Ontology annotation, molecular function: zinc ion binding; L-iditol 2-dehydrogenase (NAD+) activity. Lineage: Eukaryota; Fungi; Ascomycota; Eurotiomycetes; Eurotiales; Aspergillaceae. The coding region runs from base 1 to 2775 and encodes 924 amino acids. The record is from RefSeq and is a predicted model, not a curated record. Gene Ontology annotation, biological process: D-sorbitol catabolic process. The transcript has 8 exons.
AUGGCACCUGGAGAACUUAUCAACCAUGUCGACGGGUGCGACCGAUUCUCGAGUGAUGCCAUCAGCCAUCCGCUCAAGUCCCACAGCAAAUUGAUCCAUCCGCCAUUUUCGAACCCUUCUUUACAGGUGACUGCAGACCAUAAUUUAAAACAAGUCGACGCUCCUGUGUACGCCCCGCAGGAAGGAGAGGUAUUGUUGCAGAUCAAAGCCACGGGGAUUUGCGGGUCGGAUGUUCACUUCUGGAAAACCGGUCGCAUCGGAUCUUUGGUUUUUGAGGGCGAUUGUAUAGUUGGACAUGAAGCCGCGGGUGUUGUAUUGAAGUGUGGUCCGGGGGUUAAGGGUCUAUCACCUGGUGACAGAGUUGCAGUCGAACCCGGUGUUCCCUGUGCGAACUGCUUUCUGUGCAGCGAAGGCCGCUAUAAUCUUUGCGAAGAUGUUCAGUUUUCCGGUGUAUAUCCCUACGCUGGCACGAUGCAGCGAUACAAAGUUCAUCCGGCGAAAUGGGUUCACAAACUCCCCGAUAACGUCAGCUACGCCGAGGGAGCUCUCCUCGAGCCUCUUUCCGUCGUCAUGCACGGCAUUCGCUCCGCAGGGCUAACUCUCGGACGAGGUGUGGUCGUCUGCGGUGCUGGUCCUAUCGGUCUGAUCGCCUUAGCAGCGGCGCGCGCAUCCGGAGCCCAUCCCAUCGUCGUCACAGAUCUCGAGCCCCGUCGACUAGCCUUCGCGAAAGAGUUCGUUCCGUCCUGUCUUACCUACCAGGUCGAUACGUCACUAGACGCACAAGGCAAUGCAGCUGGAAUUCGAAAAUUAUUUGGUGAAGAAGAAUACUUCGCCCCUGAAACUGUGCUGGAAUGCACGGGCGUGGAGAGCAGUGUCUGCACGGCAGCGUACACGGCGCGCAGGGGCGGCACGGUCAUGGUGAUCGGGGUUGGGAAGGCGAUUAUGAACAACUUGCCGUUCAUGCACCUUUCACUGGCGGAGAUCGAUCUGAGAUUCAUCAACCGCUACCGAGAUACCUGGGCACCCGGAGUCACAUGCCUGAGUGGAGGUAUUCUGGACUUGAAGAAGCUAGUCUCGCAUGUCUUUCCGUUAGAAAAGGCCGAAGAAGCUUUGCGAUUUUCUUCAGAUACUAAGAACGGGAGCAUUAAGGUGUUGGUGUUCGUGAGCGAAGAUCCCCUCGCCUGCGUUUCCGAUGCGUCGUCGGAUGAGUCGCCGUCGCCCGUGUUGAGUCCGACUACGGAUGUUACAAUCCCUCAGAGCGACAAACCAAAAGGACCGAAAGAUAAUGAUGAAGAUACCGGCAAUGGACACGAGCGACGUAGUAACGAUAUCAAUAGGGACAUGAUAUUUGAUAGUAGUCGGGAUUUGCCAUCGCCUGUUGGUCAUAUCUCCGGCGAACAAUUUCAAUCUGUCGCAACUUUCAGCGACAGAGAUGAGUCUGCCGUUCGUGGUCUGCUAGCACUGGGAUCUUGCAAUAACGUGAAUGAUGUGACGACCGCCAGAGAAGCGACGCCUGGCCUGUCCGAUUUUGAUCCUAAUAUCAUCUUAUCUCCCUUGACGAGUACAUAUCCAGAGGGCAAAGAAGGCCAGGGUCCGAUGAGUUUGCCUCCAAUUGAUGCGCAGACCGGUAAUGCUGCGGUCAUGUCGGUUCUCCCACCGGCCAUCGACUGUCUUUCCAUACCUGAGUCUGAUCGACUUGAGCUCUUGCGUCAUUAUCGCUACCAUGUAGCUCCUUGGCUCGAUAUUUGCGAUAUGCGGCAACCGUUUGGCCUCACUGGACUUCAGCUAGCUAUGGGCUCUGAGAAACUUCUUUCCACGUUGAUGCGACUCUCGAAGGCGUGCAUGCUCCAAAAUAUUCCCCAAAGAAGCUUUCUAGCAGACUUCACCGAGCCAUUAGCCGACAUGAGCAUGCCGGGCGACUCUACCGAAGCAACCCUGCUAUACGUCCUUGAGGAAGUACGAUGCCUCGUGACUGAUGUUCCAAGGGGUUGGACUCGACACGGAUACCCCGACGCUAUUCAAUCUUUGGUUCAAUAUGCGUACGAUGAUGAUGUUAAUUCGGCUCUAUACUGGCUGAUGCUGCGAUUGAGAGCAGCCCUGGCAAACGAUAAUGCCAUUCAGUUACCACUUCCGAUGUCCCCUGUCCCCAGUAUAUCACUGAUACCUCAUUCCGAAGACAUUUAUGAGAAUAUUCGGCAUUAUGUUCAUUCCAUUCUUUGGAUCGUUGGGAAGACUUUGGUGAUAUGCCACCCAGAGGACAUGUCCAAUCAGCCCCCAUCUCAUCAAUUAAUGGACAGUUGGUUCCAGGCAUUCGAGGAGCUUGGUCAAUGGUAUCAUCUGCGCCCGCUAGAAUUCCAGCCGAUGAUAGAGCUUGAAGGGGACGACCAGAUUUUCUAUCCGGAAGGUGGCUUCCCCCUUUUGUUAUUUGCAAAUGGAGCUGGCGUAUUUGGAAACCAGCUGUACCACACGGCCAAGCUAUUAUUGCUCCAGUCAAAACCUCGGACGGUCUUACUGCACAAUGCUCCCUCUCGAUUUUCGUCUCCGUUGUGGCACGCGCAACGGAUUUGUGGGAUUGCGCUGAACAAUGACCGUCGAGAAUGUUGGGACCCUUGCUUGCUGGCUUCUUUUCUUAUCGCUGCUAGGCUUAUGACUCAUGAGUCCCAGCAAAAGGAGAUUUUGCAAGGUUUUGAGCGAAUUAAAUUGCUGACCGGCUGGGAUGUUGGUGAGUAUUUGACACAUCUCCGCGAGGACUGGUCAUUUUCCGAAGGAGCUUGA